Molecule: messenger RNA, 822 nt
Organism: Soboliphyme baturini
Lineage: Eukaryota; Metazoa; Nematoda; Enoplea; Dioctophymatida; Soboliphymatidae
Source: the annotation of a GenBank genome assembly
CUCGCCCCUGCUGCCGUGCUGCGAGGCGCUUAUUUACUGCCAGCCUCGCCUACAGGUAUGUGUGAGCGUCGAGAGGCGACAGCUGUUGGACGGACGUACGACGGCGUCAUGGCGAUGGCGCAGAAGCGAAUGCCUCGCGCCAGCAACGGCCAAAGGAUGCUGCGUGACCAGUUGUCAAAAGACAUGCCAAGGACCAGAUGGCUCGAAUCUUUUGAACGUUUGACCUUGUCAUACCUUGAAACCCCGCCGUUAGAACUAGCGCCAUUUGUAAACGGGCAAAAAGCAGAAAAGUCAAGAAGCGAAAGGAAGCAGAUAAACUUCAAUAAAUCAUCCUAUACGUUGCAGUGCCAUGAUCGAGCAAGGAAUUGUCAUCGUUUGGUGCCGCACGGUGAAACAGCGCUGGAAAAACUCCUGGGCAUGGAGCAGUUGGCCUCGUUGGGGAGGGAUCCAAAGCGAGCAACAAUCGAAGCCUUUGGCCUAAGAGUCACGAACCGAUGGAGGGGAAGCUUUGGGAUCGAGUGCGGUGUAUGCGCAACUGCCGCGCUGCAUCUCGGGUUUUGGGUCGUUUACAUGCAUCAGCAAAUCCGCGGCCGAAAACAAAAACAGACCUCAACGAAAGACAGUGAGGUUAAUUUCUGGACUCUGGCAACCACUGUGAUCAAGCGAGAAAUGAGACUAGCGCUCGAAUUUCAAGGAUGCCUGCUUGUGACGCAUUGUCCUGAUCGGGUGCCGCUGGAAGCUCUUUUACUCUUGGAGCAUGCCAUAGGCCAGGAGAGCCAUAUGUUUUCCAAAGACAGCGUCUACCGCUUGGUUGCUCUGUAG